AUGUCGGCUGGUACAUUGCUUGGGACCUUGAACUUUCCUCCUUCACCUCCACACGGCUCUGGCAGCCGGGAACAAAGGUUUCCUUCAAGUAUACAACUGCCAAAGCUGCACUCUCGAUUCGAUAACACUCCGUCGUCGCGAAACGGGCUUAGGACUCCCCCUUCCGACGAAAUGAGCACUGUCUUCCAGCCCCCGCUGGCUUCAUGGGAGAAUCAUGCCAUUCACAACUAUCCUGCUGCAGUGCCUCAAACUGCCCGACCUGCAGCUCCUGUGGCCGAUGCGAGUGGAUCUCAAUACUACAGAUAUCCGACGCAACAACAAGAUCAACAGCAGCAGCAACAAACACAAACACAGACCACAUAUAACCGUUACUACCAGCAUGAGCAAUCGACACAACCUCAGCUCGAAUUGCACCCCACCUCCCAAGUCUCUCAACACCGAAAUGGAUCGAUCUCAGCAGAGUCGCAGGCCGUAGGACAGACCGCCAGGGCUUCAACGCCUGCAUCGACUGCCUCAGGGAGCAAGGAUGAGUCAGAGUCACUAGUCUAUCAUAGCCUGCAAAUCCCCAAGUGCAUCAGUCCUUCAGGUGGAAACCUCGCCGAUUUUGCUGCUCAGAUGACUUGCUUGUUCUGGUUUGAAUCUAUUGAGGAACUCAAGCAGGCCGAGUCGAUUCGUGUUAGAGGCCCCAAUGCCCUCAUCCCUCGGUUACCGUCUCUCGCCAAACCCUACGACCAAUUUCGGAAGUGGGUGUACAGCGUUCUGUCGACGACACAAGUGACCCAAAAUGUCAUUUUAUUGGCAUUGUUGUUCAUCUACCGACUGAAGAUGUCAACUCCUCAAAUCAAGGGUCGUGCCGGCAGUGAAUAUCGAUUGCUGACUGUGGCCCUCAUGCUCGGGAACAAAUUCUUAGAUGAUAACACCUACACGAACAAGACCUGGGCCGAAGUGUCAUGCUUCAAUGUGCAGGAGAUCCAUGUCAUGGAGGUGGAGUUUCUGAGCAACAUGCGAUACAACUUGGUUGCUACAAAGGAACAGUGGGAGGGUUGGUUGGACAAGCUUUCCUGCUUCCACGAGUACUACGAGCGAGCUGUGCGAUUGCCAGAAUCCCCGAUUCAUAUUCCUUCACCAACAAACAAGUCUCAUUACUCGCCUGUCGCUUCACCGACGGCUAUGAUGCAGCCCACCGCCAAUCUCCCUACUCCGACUGUUACAACGACCAACUACUCACCUACCUCGAGUCACUCCCAGCACUGGUCUGCAUACCACUCGAACACCGUCUCUCCAUUGGCUACCAAGCCCAACUUGCAGUUCCCUGUCUCACGGAAGCGAAGUCCCGAGGAAGAGAUUAUGGAACACCCCGCCAAGCGACUUGUUCCCCAUGGACGAGCUCCAGCUCCCGCCAUGGUCCAGCCUAUCAGCACACGAUCCAAUGGAAUCGUUGAGCCGGCGAGGCUACCUGUCCCUCAUCUUACUGUCAUGACCGGACAACCCCAGAUGCAGCCUCAAGCCCAGCCCACAUUGACGCCCUUCAACAAUGGCAAUGUCAAUGUCAAGGGGUAUCCUCAACCUACACAGCAGGUUGCUCAGCCUGUUCACGUCUCGCUUCCUCCGUUGCAGACCGGUAUGCGUGCCAUGUCAACAGUCUACCCAUCAGCCCCCGCCGCUAUGGUGCAAAAGCAAUCGCUUCCCGCAACAACGGGUGUCACCAUGGCGCAAGCUGGCUUUCCUACUCAGGCACCUGUUAGCUUUGGUACACCAAACAAGCAGCACAGUCCUGGACGUCUAGGCCCCUUCAACUCGUCACCUCUAGCUGAAGCAUACGGUCAAGCAUCGGCUGUUCACACUCCUAUGGUGCACACUCCCAUUUCUAACUCGCCGAGUGUCUUCCUGCAACAGCGACCUAGCCCGUACAAACCUGUGCGCCACGUUAAUACUCUCUUGUGUCCCCCGCCUUCGGCCUCACUUGAGCAGUAUCAUCUCGCUGUGCCUGUUCCCCCAACACAGAUGCACUAUCAGCCACUGGGACGACGAAACGACCUGCGAACUGGCAUUGUCCCGGAAUUUAUGGUCUAUAACCGCAGUCACCCGCAGAACCUCCCCCCUCACGGACUCGCUCAGGGACACUACCCGUCUUAG
Fusarium redolens is the source of this 2136-nucleotide messenger RNA. RefSeq lists its product as uncharacterized. The record is from RefSeq and is a predicted model, not a curated record. Gene Ontology annotation, cellular component: cyclin-dependent protein kinase holoenzyme complex; nucleus. The coding region runs from base 1 to 2136 and encodes 711 amino acids. The transcript has 3 exons. Lineage: Eukaryota; Fungi; Ascomycota; Sordariomycetes; Hypocreales; Nectriaceae. Gene Ontology annotation, biological process: regulation of cyclin-dependent protein serine/threonine kinase activity. Gene Ontology annotation, molecular function: protein kinase binding; cyclin-dependent protein serine/threonine kinase regulator activity.